CCAGCAGGGUUUUCUGAUUCUUUGAGCAUUGGGUCUUGUAAACAUCUGUGUGGCCAGGCUGAAUAAUUUGACAGGUGACUAAAAUCAUUAGUAGUUUCAUUAUUUGCAUCAUAAGGGAGCUGUUGGCCAGUGGAUUGAGCACAAAAGAGUUUAGAUUCUAGUGGGUUGCUAAUCUAUAUGGGGUGAUUUUUCUUCAAGCUUUGGCUCCUGGAUUCAAGUUAUUAGAAGAUUCUAAACCAAAUUUCAUUGGCAGAAAAUCAUUUUUUGUUAAAGAUUUUUUUUGAGGACCUGACUGAAGUGUUUUGAAAGCUUAAGCUUUAUCUCAGGCUAAACCUUCAAGGAGCAAACAUGUUGAUUCUUCUGGCUUUCAUUAUUGUGUUUCACAUAACUUCAGCAGCGCUGUUGUUCAUCUCAACCAUUGACAAUGCCUGGUGGGUAGGAAAAGACUUUUCUACAGAUGUCUGGAAAGUCUGUAUCAACAUCACCAACUGUACAGUCAUUAACGAAAAGAAUUCAGAAUAUCAGUCUGUGCAGGCUGUUCAGGCCACCAUGAUCCUGUCUACUAUUCUGUGUUGUGUGGCAUUUCUGGUUUUCAUUCUUCAACUCUUCCGCCUAAAGCAAGGAGAAAGAUUUGUGUUGACUUCUACGAUCCAGCUGCUGUCAUGCCUGUGUGUUAUGAUGGCAGCCUCCAUUUAUACAAAUAGGCAUGAAGAUCUGCACAGGAGUGUUGGAUAUGAGUUUGUUGUUAGUGGCCAAUAUGGAUAUUCCUUCAUCUUAGCCUGGAUUGCAUUUGCUUUUACUCUGAUCAGUGGUGUCAUGUACCUAGUAUUAAGGAAACGUAAAUAAAUGUCAGCAGGUAGUUAUUUCUGUCAUUGCAGUCCAGAAGCAGAAUUUCAGUAACCAUUUUGUAUAUAAUCAUUUGUGUUUUGUAGUAAAGGUAUUGUUUCUCUAAAAAUGUACUGUGUUCUUGGUAUGAAAGACUAUAUGGAAAAAAUAAUGCAAGUUGACUGGAACACUUUGCCAGCUAGGGUCAAGAGUCUGAACAAGCCAAGGCCAAAUUAGCUUUCCUUUGUACAUUUCACAACUUUAAAGGGCUGCCACUAAAUUAGGCAUUCAUAAGAGUUUGAUCCUGCCCUCUAAAUGGUUCACACCAUGUAUAGUGGAAAAGAUACAGUAUGUGCUUAUUACACUGUUAGCAAUGUGCUACUAGAAGUUAAGAUCUAUCUGCUUGGGGAUAAGUAUGGGGAAAGAAUAAGACACACACACACACUACAUUACCUAAAAAACCAUUAGGGGAGUUCAAAGAUAGGCACUGAGCAUAUCAUAGUAGGGAACCUGCAUUCUUGCUGUUUAUAACUCUACAAUACAUGCUCUACAAGCUUUUAUUAAAACCCCUUGCUUUGAAAAAGUAAACCACUCCCUUUUGUAUGCUGAAUUUUUUCAGAUUGUGUCCAGAGCAUUCUCAAGCAGUACAAACUGUCAAUAAUUCAUUGCACAUUUUGGGUCUGGAAUUGGUUCUGUUUGUACAUGCUGAAGCUAAUUUACAAACAAAACAAACCCUAAAUACUCUUAACUCUGCAUUGUACAUAGUUUUACUCAACUCUUGAUCUACCUUAAAAUUUGCUUGCCUCUAUUUCAGGCUUUUUUUUAAAAAAAAAAUUUUAAGCCAACAUAUUCCCCACUGAUAGCACACAUAGGUUUGGAUGUACAAGUUAGCAUGAAGUAUUUACUUGUAAAGUGACUUCAUGACAAAAGAGGAAUGUCAUGGUAAAGUAUUAUUCAGGACUGCCCAUUAGGAAAUCCUGGCAAAAGAUGUACAGGUGGCCUUUAACUUCUGUUGGAGAUGUUUAAAGGAGCCUAAACACACCUGCUCAACACAUCAGGAUGGGGUUUUCCUAAGCCAUUUAGCCCUGUGUACUUAAACUUCCUCAAAGUGACUUAAGGAUUUUUUUAAUAUGGAAAUAACUGAUAUAAGCCUGUACUAGGUAUUAAACUUAAAUAAUUGCUACUGUAAAAUACAGUUGUGGUUAAUGGUGAUUUUAAAGGUUGAUCAUCCUUGAAGGUUGUCAUUUUUACUUGUCUAUUGUAGUGUAUGUUUAAAGUAACAUUUUAUAGUUUGGCAUAAUCAAUCAUGGCCUUUUUUACCUACCACAGUUGGACAAACCCCAUGUCUAGAAAAAGGAAAGCUAGUAGGUUUUGAAUAGGCCUGUAACUGGUUACAUUUGAGUCAGAUCAGUAGUAGCAUAGCUCUACUGAAGUCAGAACUACACCCUAUAAAUCAGUGAAAUAGUUGACCCACACAGUGAGGUAACACUUGUUUGACUACUCACAAGGUAGGAAUGGAUACAACUAAGUGAACCAUCUUAAACAUAGGAAUGGGUCUUACUCUGUUUCCCAAAUUGGUGGUGGUUAUGUAUUACUUGCAGGGGGCAGGAAAAAACUACUGGCUUAGGGUAUGUCUUCACUACCGACCAGCUCAGCAGGUAGUGAUCAAUCUAUCAGGGAUUGAUUUAUCACGUCUCAUCUAGAUGAGAUCAAUUGAUCCCCAAAUCGAUGCCUGUACUCCACCUUGGCAGAGGAAGUAAGCAGAGUCAAGGGGGAGCCACCGCCACCACGGCUGACUUGCCGCCAUGAGGAUGGCCAGGUAACUCGAACGAAGAUACUUUGACUUCAGCUACGCAAAUAGCAUAGCAGAAGUUGCGUAUCUUAGUUCAAACCUCCCUCCCUAGUGUAGCCCAGGCCUUUGAGAACAAGUAGAGUAAGAGGGAAACUAGAUUUAAAGUAGUCCUAGUACUAUGGGGCUUUCUUGCCCUCGUAACAUGACAGUGCUAGUCUCUUACCUGCAUUAUUUCCCUUCUAAGUGUGUCCUAACGUGUGAAGUUCCUAACUAACACUCCUUUAAUUUGUAAUAUUUGUCCCCUAAUCUUCAUUCUGUUAAAGGAAUAAUUAGGUACACAGAAUAGAAUUUGUUCUGUAUAUAAACAGAUGUACUAUAAGGAAAGGGUUAAAGUAGCAUUCACCCCAAGAAUUUGAUAUUCUGGCUUACAUUUCAUGUAAUGAACAGUAAAAUGAUUUAAUGAAAUUAUAAAGCAAAUACUUGGACCAAAACUAUGUAACUGACUUAUGGCUAACAGUCCAAUAUUUUAUAAAAGUUCACACAUUACAGUAUAAAUACUAAUUGUGCCACUGACUGGCUACUUGACAGAUACUUCAGUUACUUACAGUAAAUCAUUUUACCUGGGUCAUUUUAUAUUUGACUAUUUAAAUAUGUAAGAUACAGCAUGCAUAUAUGUACAUACAUGUAUACACAAUCAUGCUUUCAUAAUGAAAGCCCUAACACCCUAAAGCAAAUAGCAUAUGCUGGAAGAGUACAUACAGCUAUCUAUAGAUGCUGCCAUAUUUUAGUUAGACCAAGUGUGAAUCUUUUGUACACUGAAAGCUCAAACUUUUCUUGACAGUUUCUGUGUCUUGUGACAGGAAAACCAUGGUUUUAGGAUAUUCUUUUUACCUACUCUGCCUUGAAAAUAUUCCAUUUUCUAUGUUUUAUAUACUCAAAUUGUACAUGAAAAUAAAGCAGAAACAACUACUGUACUGUAA
Molecule: messenger RNA, 3597 nt
Organism: Chelonia mydas (Green sea turtle)
Lineage: Eukaryota; Metazoa; Chordata; Testudines; Cheloniidae
Gene: EMP2
Product: epithelial membrane protein 2
Exons: 5
Coding region: 349-846 (165 amino acids)
Cellular component (GO): plasma membrane
Source: RefSeq, a predicted model, not a curated record